UUUUUUUGAGUUUAGUAAAUGACUGCAGCAAGAAAUACAGUGUUGGUCUGACGUGAGAGCGCUGAGCUAUAGGAGGCAAUGGAAGAAGAGGCUAAUCGCAUCCCGAUUUCACUACAUUUGACAUUAUUACGAGGAAUCUAAAUGCAAGAAGACGAAACCGAGUUGUGAGUCCCGAACUUGACCGGACAAUGGAAGUAGCUCUCUGCAGCAGUUACAUCUCACCCAUGGGAGUCAACUACCGAGACACGGCGAGUACCUGCAGAAAAACAUCAGUCAGCACCGCCGGGGUAACUACAACUACGUGUGGCUUGAAAGCAACACCUCUGAUUUUGGGAUGCAUAUAAGAGAAAGCGUUAAGAAAAAAACACUGACUACGUAUGUAUAUAUUUCGUGUAACAACUGUGCAAUUCCGCUACUGAUCUAGACGUAAGGGGUAUACAACCACGUAGUAAAACCUCUUCUAAAAUUGAGACAUUCAUUAAGACGCAGAGCACAUGCAUUGCCACAUUUAUCACUGAAGGAGGCAUGUUGAAAUUGACAAAUUCCCCUUGUAACAAAAUCCAAAUGGAUCGCAUAGAAUAAACGUCGGAAAUAUCUGUGAUAUCGUAGCCUAACGUGCUGUACCCUCAAAGCAACAAUAACCUGGGCUGAGUAAAAUUCCGCAAACCGCGUUUGCCGCUGUCCGUUGUCCUGAAAAAGUACUCAUUAUUUGGGUUAUCCGAAUCAAUGACGGAGGUCUAAGGAAGAGGGUUUCAUGGCCUGGCCGGUUAUGAACAUAUUGUGGUUUUCUUGUGACUCUGGAAUCUGAAAAAAAAACAACAGAAGAAUUGUUCACCUUGGAGGUCCGAAAUCAUUAAAGAAAUUGGAAUUCUACUAUUGGUACUCCUGGAGCUGUAGGUAGCCCGAAUGAGACCGGCAAAAAUGUUCCGAAUAAACGCUCUCGGGAUCUAUUUGUGGGAAACAAUAGUAUUUUUCAGCUUUCUUUUUGGAGCUAUAAGUUGCUUGGCAGCCUCUAAAGAAUCUGCGGCUCGAAAAGCCGCCUCCCCAAUGCCUCCCUCUGAGUUCCUGGACAAACUCAUGGGUAAAGUUUCGGGUUACGAUGCAAGAAUCAGACCUAAUUUCAAAGUUGCAGGGGUCCCCCCGAGUGGAAGAGACCCACAAGGCCCCAAAACAGAAGCUUCUCACAAGAAAGGUCCCCCUGUAAACGUAACGUGCAACAUUUUUAUUAACAGCUUUGGGUCCAUCGCUGAAACAACAAUGGACUACAGAGUGAAUAUCUUCCUGAGGCAGCAAUGGAACGACCCCAGGCUGGCCUAUAGUGAAUACCCCGAUGACUCUCUCGACCUGGACCCGUCUAUGUUGGACUCUAUCUGGAAACCUGAUUUGUUCUUCGCCAAUGAAAAAGGCGCCAAUUUCCAUGAGGUUACGACUGACAACAAGCUACUAAGGAUUUCAAAAAAUGGGAACGUAUUGUAUAGUAUUCGAAUAACACUGGUCCUGGCCUGUCCCAUGGACUUGAAGAACUUCCCAAUGGACGUACAGACCUGUAUCAUGCAGCUAGAGAGUUUCGGCUAUACGAUGAAUGAUCUCAUAUUUGAGUGGGAUGAGAAGGGAGCCGUGCAGGUAGCAGACGGGCUGACGUUACCUCAGUUUAUACUGAAAGAGGAGAAAGACCUGCGAUACUGUACCAAGCACUACAACACAGGAAAGUUCACUUGUAUCGAGGCUCGUUUCCAUCUGGAGAGGCAGAUGGGCUAUUACCUGAUUCAGAUGUACAUCCCCAGCCUUCUGAUUGUCAUUUUGUCCUGGGUGUCCUUCUGGAUCAACAUGGACGCUGCACCUGCCAGAGUGGGAUUGGGCAUUACCACCGUGCUCACUAUGACCACCCAGAGCUCCGGCUCCCGAGCCUCCCUCCCCAAGGUGUCGUAUGUGAAAGCCAUUGACAUCUGGAUGGCUGUGUGCCUCCUGUUUGUCUUCUCGGCCCUGCUUGAGUACGCCGCUGUGAACUUCAUUGCUCGGCAACACAAGGAACUGCUGCGCUUCAGGAGGAGAAGGAGACACAUGAAGGAGGAUGAGGGCGGUGAGGGCCGGUUCAGCUUCACCGCCUAUGGCAUGGGCCCUGCCUGCCUGCAGGCCAAAGACGGCAUGGCCAUCAAAGGGAACAACAACAACGCCCCGACCGCCACUGCCGGCCCUCAGGAGAAAACGGUGGAAGAGAUGCGCAAGCUCUUCAUCGGCCGCGCGAAGAGGAUCGACACGGUCUCUCGCGUGGCUUUCCCGCUAGUCUUCCUCAUUUUUAAUAUUUUCUACUGGCUCGUAUACAAGAUCAUCCGAAGCACGGAUGUACACCAGAUGACGUAAGCAAGGGAAGAGAGAGAGUUCAAUACCACACCAUCCUUCUCCCAAACCCAAUACUCCUCGCUCUUCACUUGCUCACUUGCUUUUGGUGGCUAUCGCCUUGGCAAAGGUAAUUUAUCAAUAUUUGUUCUUUUAUUUAAUUUUUCCCCCCUCUUUUCAACCUGAAUAAUCCGGACCAGUGCAAUAGCAAUGCAGUAAAAUGCAUGAUAUAUGAAUGUGGCAAAAUAUUUACAAAACGAUAAAUCAGUAAAUGUUACGACUUUUACCGAUACAUCGGGGAAUUUAUGAUAACUGAGAAUUUAGAAAGAAAGAGGUGUUCUUCUAAGAAGUGUUCGUUUAAUUUUCGCAACUCAAAGAAGACAGACACUGCAUUCUAAAGAAGAAGAAGAAGAAGUAGAAGAAGAAGAAGAAGAAGAAGAAGUUGGGAAACAUACAGCACUGUAAUAUAGUAUAUAUCUAUCAUAUAUUUAAAAACUGUUAUUUCUCUCGAAAGGCAGAUGUCUGGAUGGAACACUGAGGGAUGGAUUUUUAAAAGGAUACUAAGACGAUUUUAGUGUUUCCGUUAAUAAAGUGUCGCAAGGAUCGUGUGUCCUAUAUAUCGCAAUUAGCUUCAAUGUGUGUUGCAAGCACUUAUCAACGCUCCCUGAGCCCUCAACGAAAAACUGACAUUUCAUGUGGUUGAUGCUGCUAUCAACUAUAUGAAGGAAACUUAAUGAGUCAAAAUAAUAUUCUAUUGUUUCUAACCGCUGUGGUCAACGUGUUCCUCUGUCGGCCCUUAACUUUAUUUCUCAAUUGCAUAUCGUUUUUAAUUUUAGUGCCAAGUAUAUAUCAUGUUGCUGUAAUCAGCUCAAGCUCUUCUUGGGAACUCUAAAUUCUAAAGGGACAUUUGCCAUCAUUCACAUAUCCUCAUUGUUGCAUUCGUUCAUUCAUUUAUCCAUGUGCUUUUUUUUUUAAAGGAUUUGGUACUUAAAUCAAAAUAGGAUUCAUUAAAAGUGAAUCUACACUGGAAAAAAAAAUAAUAAUUGAAUCCUAAUUCUUCCUACUCAUUUCAUUGAAGCUGUACUGUUAACAUUUGUUUUGUUAUUUUCAUAGUUUAUUACCCAGUUACGGUAAGAUACCCAGCAGGCAAUGGAGAAAAAUGUAGUGAGUUAAGAUUAAAACAAGAAAACACCUACUGUACCUUAACAAUUAUUACCAUUCAUAUAUUUACACACAUUAGGAGAAAGGCAAUGGAGAAAAAUGUAGUGAGUUAAGAUUAAAACAAGAAAACACCUACUGUACCUUAACAAUUAUUACCAUUAAUAUAUUUACACACAUUAAUAAUGUAGCUAAAAAAAAACAUAUGCAUUAUUAUCAUCAUUUACUAAAUAGGCCUAAAAGAUAUUCACUCAAAAUCAUGGAAAAUAGUGUGAUACUUUAACAACAACGAUCGGCACAAUGUUCUCAUUGGUGUGUAAUACAGUACAUGUUAUAGUUCACAAUACUACAGUAUACUGUGAAACUGAUUGAUUAAUACAUUCAUUCAACUAGUCAGUGGCUUGAUUUAAGAUACUGAAAUCCAUUACUUCUCACCAGGCUUUUCUAUGCAAUGAUUAAUAUAUGCAAUUAUUUUUUUAAAUUAGCUUUACCAUUUACAAAACAUUAUCAUGAAUCUGUUUGAACUUGUGAGCCAUCAAGUUUUUUUAAUUUAAGACAUCACAGAUCACAGUGCUCAUCUUUCCAAAGGUGGACAUACAUACCAACACACACGAGGCCUUCAGAUCUACACCCUUAAGCAUAAUGUAAACUAUUCACCCUCCUCCUAGGCCCAUCAUUCUCCACGCAUUUACAUUCAACUACAAACGGGCCAAGCUACAGUGGCUUUUCAUAUUGCAUAUUUAAGACUCUCUGCUCUCUGUAGCCCCACCUCUGGGACAUUGUUUAGCUAGCCUAAAGUGCUGUCACCAAGCCCCAGAAAUAAAGACUACACUACUGCUACCACAGGAAGUAUGGCCUGCGACACAUUGUCAUGGAUGGGAGACUCGGACACCGUUGAAAUAAACACUGGUCGAGUGAGUUUUUACAUUUAACUUUAAUGCCAAAUGUUAUUUUCCUCUACUUGGUUUUUAUUCCAAACCAGAUAAGUGUUUUGUUAACCUAUGAUCAUUGCCUUCCUGGUUCGGUUUUGAAUAUGACGUCAUAAGGGGAAAGAUGCCAGAACACCUUUGGACACAAUAUUAUAUACUGGUUCAGGAUAUUGUUUAGGUUUUGUUGUCGUAACUUAGAUUGAUUCAGUUCUUUCCAUUGACUUCCCAGUGUGUGGAUAAAGUGCUUCCAUUUCUUUUUUGUGGGAAUACGAUGCUAUUCAAUUAACAAUAUUAUAUAUAUUUUGAUAUGAAACGUUUUCUCUGCUUCUUCAUCCCUGUUUUCUUCUUCUUCGUGAAAAGUGUAAUCCAUUACUUUAACAGGUCAUAGAUUUUUUCGAAUGUGUUAAUGAUAGUUUGAGGUAGUUUGAUGUUUGAGGCUUGAUGGACUUGCACAAGAGAUUAUAACAAUAUUUUACAUUUCGGUCAAUUAUUUCUUAAAUUCAUAUUUACCUUCCGGUUGAGGCAGUAUUUGUCAAAAGAUAUGUGUGUUUUUAACAGACACAGUCCAUGUGGGUAAAUUGAUUUGAAGGUCUAUGUUUUUGCAUUAGUGUUAUUUUAUCCCAGAAAAUUAACUUUUCUACAUGGGGCAUACUUAUGUACUUUAUAAUGUUAUGCUUUACCCAAAACUAUGCAUUUAUAAAAGUUCAUUGUUAGAAUAGGGUUAAAACAUAAAGGGCCUUUUAAAAUAUCAGCACAGUAAUCAAUAUGUUUUGAAAGUGCUGAAUGAUUUGUUGAUACAGAUACAGUAUUUAUUUGUUGGCUGUAAUACAUCAGUACAGAAUUUGACCAUGAAUCUUUCCUCAGUUUUGACUUCCUCCGACUAAACUAUCCAUUAAAUAAGAUUAUAUCCAGUGUUGAAUAUGCAACAAACUAGUAACUAGUCAUAUCAUGUACCUCCACUCAACCACCAUGAUAUUCACUCAUCCAUUCAAUAGUUAUGGAUUGAACUCUAUGCCCUGACCAUGCGAAGGAUCACUGCACUUGGGACAAUGCUAUAUGGAUUUACUGUAACCAAUUGCUUAUUAAGGUGCAUUAUUACUAGCGACCUGUCCAGGGCGUGUACUUGUACAUCAAGCUGCCUCAUGCUACAGAAACAGGAGAUAGGCUCCAGGGUUGGGGUCAAUUCCAAUUUAAAUUGAAUUUUAAUUCAAUUCAGAAUCGAGCUGGAAUUAGAAUUGAAUACAUGGGAAAUGAAUAGGCAGAAAGAAUUGAAUUGGAAUUGAAUUUCUGGAAUUUACCCUGACCCUGAUAGGCUCCUGCCCUACGGGACAAGGGGCAGGGGCUCGGACAAGGCUUACUUUGUUUAUUAUGUUAUUCAAGAUGGAAAUGACACUUAAUGCUCUGAAUAGACAACGUCAACAAGGUCUAACGUAUUCUAGAACACUGACACAUUCUACAACAAGAAUUGUAUGUUUAACUUAAUUGCUCAGCAGAUCAAUGUUCAAAGUAUGGAAGUGGUAGGAAUGUUCACUGAUGGGGAAAACCCUCCAUUGAACAAAUAGGACUUCCUCCCCUUCAUAUCAACCUGACCUAUCAUAAUGUCAAAUAUUAUUGACAAUGAAGGAAGUUCAUAUAAUAUUUGGCAUAUAGGACAGUGCAAUAUGAACAUUUUAAAAGUAUGAAAUUCAACUAGCAUGUUAUGAUUUGUUAGUAAUUGCUGAUAACAACAGCUGUUUGAUUCUGUUUAUUGUCUUUUUAAUAUAUCAGAUGCCCUGGUUGUGGUGAUGCACUCACCGCCCAGUGAUAGAGAUGGACACAAAUAACCAGUCAUGAACUGAACUGUACACAAAAAUGGAAACGUUUCUAUUUAUGUAUUUUUAUUCAUUUUUAGCACACAAGUUGGAAUGGCCUUAAUUUAGUUUUACUUGCUUAAAUAUUGUGUAUUGGCACAAAGUGCACAUCUUAAUUUGCUAAUUACAGUUAUGAUAAUAAUAAUCCAAGAGUGCACUUCAGAAGAAGGAAAAAAGUUCAGCAAAUCCUUUUUUUUUUUUUUUGAUUAAAAUGUGAAAACACUGAAUAUUUUGCAUGAAUAUAAACACGAUGGCAGAUAUUUUUGGCUUGUACAAAAAUGUUAGCAAUUUGAAGAAGAAAAAAGGAAUGUACAAUUUCUGCUGUAACUGUAUAUAACUAAAUAUUUAUUGAAAUAUGUCAUUAUAAGUAAUUCUAAUUACAAUUAAAGGUUUUCUGAACAAAAAUCUCUUUGACCUCUUUUUU
Messenger RNA from Oncorhynchus mykiss (rainbow trout), 6698 nucleotides. RefSeq names its product glycine receptor, alpha 1 (gene glra1). Gene Ontology annotation, molecular function: glycine binding; transmembrane signaling receptor activity; extracellularly glycine-gated chloride channel activity. NCBI's taxonomy places the organism in Eukaryota, Metazoa, Chordata, Actinopteri, Salmoniformes, Salmonidae. Gene Ontology annotation, biological process: monoatomic ion transmembrane transport; chloride transport. Gene Ontology annotation, cellular component: plasma membrane; postsynaptic membrane. The record is from RefSeq and is a predicted model, not a curated record.